AUGGAUGGGGAGAAAGUGUGGACAGUGGACGUAUUUGCAUUAGCCGGAGACGGAGUCACCCUUGGGUGCCGGGUUUCCAGCGGCAAAUGUGGAGCCGUCCAUAACAUCAAAUGGUAUAAAAAUGGAGAACGGGUUUUCGUCUAUUCCGAGUUGGCUGAUAUCCAGAUUCAGAGGGCAGAAGGUGAUCUCGUCGGCCGGUCUCAGCUAUUUCCGUCUCCGGAUGGGGGAGUGUUCGAAUUGGUCAUCAGCCCCGUUCGGCCUGAGGACCAGGGUCUUUAUAAAUGUGAUAUCACAUAUUUGGAGGUGGAUGACCAAUGUGCCGUUGUCCAGUUUGUCAACCUUACCACACUCGCCAAGCCAGACUACGUGAAAAUCACGAUGGAAAAUGGAACGGAAGUGGAGAACUCUUCCAUGAUCGGACCUUACAACGAAGGCUCAGAAUUGACGCUUCUUUGCGAAUCGGGAGGAGGGAAGCCCAUCCCGAGAAUCACCUGGUGGAAUGGCACUCAGUCUGUCCCCGGAACGAAGACUGUGCAAUUUCUAAAUGCUGUGGCGAUGGUCAUACCUCAAAAGGAACGUGGAAAGGGGGCCGAGAAGUGA
Darwinula stevensoni is the source of this 600-nucleotide messenger RNA. NCBI's taxonomy places the organism in Eukaryota, Metazoa, Arthropoda, Ostracoda, Podocopida, Darwinulidae. The record is from the annotation of a GenBank genome assembly.